Candidozyma duobushaemuli is the source of this 4218-nucleotide messenger RNA. Its product is annotated as tRNA (guanosine(18)-2'-O)-methyltransferase. Gene Ontology annotation, biological process: tRNA methylation. Gene Ontology annotation, molecular function: tRNA (guanine) methyltransferase activity; RNA binding. The coding region runs from base 1 to 4218 and encodes 1405 amino acids. The record is from RefSeq and is a predicted model, not a curated record. NCBI's taxonomy places the organism in Eukaryota, Fungi, Ascomycota, Pichiomycetes, Serinales, Metschnikowiaceae. The transcript has a single exon.
AUGUUGUCGUCACUCAAACUCGUGGCCGGGAUUUUGAGUGCCGACCAAAAGUCAGCUAUUGCAUCGGAGCUAGCCGAAAAUUUGCAAAACUCACAAAAUGCGGCUGCGUUGGGAGAGCUCGUCGGAGAGGUUGAUGAGCUGACUCUGGAAAAGAUUAUACCCCAAAUCAAAGCAUACUGCUUGGACGUGCUUUGCAGUGGAGACACAGAGAAGAUUGAAAUAGCCAUCAGAUUUGCCAAUUUUUCAGAGGAUGCUCGUACAGCCAUUCUUGAGAAGGUAUUACUGCUUCUCAAGGCCUCUCUCGAGGGUAUCUAUGUUCUAAACACCACCAAGUUGGCCAAUUUAGAGGAAUCCCUUGAGAAAGAGGAGCUCUUGCAUAUGAUGACAUUUUUAUCGUCUUUCUACGUCAAUGUCGAUCUCCUGAAUAGCGAAUUGGCGUACAGAGUGGACCUGGUAUUUCUACUCUUCCUUGGCCAUGUAGACGACGAGAUUUCUCGUGAAUGCUCUAAAGUCGUCAGAUGGAGGGUGGAAACGCUAGUAGAUCGGGCAUUUACAGACGUGGGGUUUGCAAAAUACUUGUGGAGUACCAUUUUUGAUCUACUCAAACCGUUAGGAACCAAGCAGCAUGCGCAUAAUUCAUUCAUUUUGUGGCUUCGAGUGCUCAGUGCCAAAACCGGUCGCUUAGGGGAAGACGAGUAUUUCCAAAAGUCAAUUGUGUCCCAAAACUACUACUGGGAAACUCUUCAGUCGGGUCUUGCUGGAGCUUCUCAUGAGAUAAGAAAGUUCUGCUUGUCUAUCCUUCAGCUCUCCAUCAAGCUCAUAAAUCAUUCAUUUAAAACCGAACUCUUCCAAUGGGAUGCCAAUGACGUGGAAGACGCAUUGGAGGAGUGGAGAGUUUACACUACUCUUUACGAGAUUGUCGGAAUCGACACUUCAUUGCAUCAGACUCAGGGAGCUGAAAAUGAGAUAUUGGAUCUUUUCACUCCGGAAUCUCGCAUUCACUCGUCAUGGGGGUUCUGUCUUCUUUGCACAGGCUUCCAGUCUUCGAUGGAUUCGGUUAGGAAGUUUUCAACUCAGCUUCUCUUAUCUAUCAAAUCUGAGAAUCUUUUUCUUUUCAAAUAUGGAUUACCUUUUUUGAAAAACACCUUCUUGCCUUACAUGCUUCAAUCCUCGCAUUUUACUGUUAGAAAAAAGGGACCGUUCACAAAUGAAUUGGCAUGUCAGUAUGGCGAGAAAGUCGCUGACUUUUUGGCAAACUUGUUCAACAGCUUGACGUCGCAAGAAGAAUUUGUAAGCGUGAGCCUGUCGGUGUUAGAAGUUCUUGUCGGUGUAAGAGAGACCUUUGACGCUGUCAAGAUCUACACCGCUUGGGGUAUUGUUAGAGGUCUUGAGGGAAAAAACGCCUUAAGGUACGGUGUACAUGACCAGAUGGUGGCCAAGCUCUUUGACAAUUUUUCUGAAGGCGACCUCUUCAGAAGAUCUUUGCAGACCCUCGUGCUCAGAAUGAUUUUGUGUUUGAAGCUUGAGAACAUAAAUGAUUUCUCGGCUCUUCUUACCAAAUUCGUGAACUACAAUGGUACCAAGAUUGUUAUCGAAAACGUGCAGCUGAUUGUUGCCUACUUGGAAGCAUCGGGCUGCAGCCUGGUGGAGCUCUUGGGGCACCUCAAUUCAUUGGGCGUCAACACAGGAAAUUGUGUUCUCUUAUAUCUUGCUCUGGAAAUGCAAUUCUCACAGCUGGAUUUUGAAAAUACAUUGAAGAGCGCUAAUGAUGAAACCUUGCUCACAUUGACUGAGUUUGGAGUAAGCUCAGCUAAAUUCCAGUGCCUUGAGAACCGUUUAGGAGCCAUAUUAAAAAGCUCCCUCCAAGGUUACGACUCAUUAAGCACAUACAAAGCUUUGUCCUCAAUUCCAAUCGCAACGCUUCCUUUACCAGAGAGCCUUACCAUUAAAGAUAUUUGGGCGCUGAUUGUCACUAACUUUCAGUCUGAAGAUUUUGGAGAGCUUGAAUUGGCAGUGAACAAACUUAAAUUUGUUAAUAAAGUCGCUGCCUCAUCUAAGGAUCAUUUGAAGGUGGCCGAUAUCGAGGACCUCCAAUCCAAGAUGUUCUUGGGGUCCGACGCCUUGAGGUCACGUAACGACUUUUACAAACUCAAGGAAGAUGGAUUCAGUCAGCUCCACAUUCAAUUACAGAGAAUAGUCGAAAGAGCUCCUCGGGAAACACCGGCAUCUCACAUUGUGUCUCUCCUUCACUUAGGUACUACGAACUCGACCACAUUGCAUGCCAUUGUCUCGAUUAUCUUCAAGCUUGUUGACGAAGGUGUCUGUGAUGAAAAAAGUCUCACUGCAGCUAUUUUUGGGCUCUGUGAAUCAUGGGAGGAGCUUUGUAAUGAGCGACUCAAGUUGUCGGAUAAAGACUUGCACUGGGCGAUCAUUGAUUUGCUUCUUCAUCCAACUGUCAUGCGAAAAGCUCUUUCAGAAGAGUUUAUCAAUGACGCCAUUUAUGCUUUCACGCAAUCUAUCCUUGAAAAUUCUUUUGGUAGACGUGGUUUGAUUCCAAGGGUGAUCAAGGGACUUUCAAACUUUCAGGUUUUAGACCCACAAGGUUUUGAGGAGAUCAAAUUUAUACCUAACAUUUUGGUGCAAACUGUUUGUCAUCGCCAAGUGUCAUCUCAUGCAUUUAAGAUGGAGAUAGUGAUUGGUACCCUCUAUGAUGAAAAGAUUGCUCCAUCGAAAUCUGAGAUAUACAAGGAACUCUACGGACCUGAAGAGAUUCUGGGCAAGAUAUGGCUGUUUGCAAUUCUCAACUCCAUCAAGACCGAGUCAUUUGCCUUGUCGGUGAUCAACGCUAUCUUGAAUGAAGAGGACACCUACCGCAUGGUAAAUAUCACAAAGCAAACUGAUGGCGCAGAAGAAUAUGUGAGGUGCCAGUUAGCCAAAGCCAUUCUUUCCGUCAUCGACAAGGUGUCUGUGGAUAAAGUGACAUCAUCUGUGUUUGACCAGUUUAACUACUUCAUCGAGAACGAUCCAAGUCCACUCGUGAGAAUCUACUUCGAGUGGAUAAUUGCUCUUCAGUUAGCAAAAAGCCAUGAUCUUGCCGAGGUCUACUUCCAAAAGGUGGCCAAUUCGUUAGAGUCACACGAGGUGAAGCCGACCGUGGUUACAAUUUACGAGAGAAUACUAUAUUUGAUGAUCCUGUCAUUGGAGGAAAAAGAGGAGGUCGAGUAUUUGACCAGACUCUUGACUAUCAUUAUUCCAGCAGCGUCUACAAACAAGGCAAUCACCCGUCACUUUUCCAUGUCAUUGGCUACCUCAGUGCACGAGGAGAUUGAAAGGAAGAACUUGCCUUUGGAUACGAACCUCAUUGCUUUGGUUGAAAAUAUGUAUAAGAGCGCAGUGGCAUCCAGCGCCUUUGGGCAAUAUAGAAGUGGUGAUGCGCUUUUGUGGGACAUUAUCAACGAUUUGGACUUGGUGAGCAUAUCAGGUGGCUUGUUGUUGAGACUCAGUGACAGAGAGGUUGAGUUCUUCACUAGUGAGCAGUUUAAUAGGUACCUUACAGCAGAGCAAAAGGCAAUUUUGAAUCAUCCAGUUGGUGAAGACCGUGUUGAGUUGUGGGUAUCUAAAAUCAAGGCCGAUCAACAGGAAAAGAGAGAUUUGCAAGAAGCAAGUGGAACCGCGUCGAUGCCAUUGCAGACAAAGAGUCAUGCCUGGAGUACCGUCAUGGAUGUUGACGGUAGUGACGGAAAUGAUGUCAAACGCAGUGACCUAAUUGUUGUUGCGUCUUUGGUCACCAAAGCGCCCAACCUUGGAGGUAUUUGCAGACUUUGUGAUGUUCUAGGCGCGGGCCUCAUGACUGUGUUCGACAUGAAGAUGACAAAGAAUGCCACUUUUAAAAAUGUCGCCGUUACUGCUGACUUCUGGAUGCCCAUGAAGGAGGUGCUUCCUUGGAAUAUUCGUGACUACCUCAGGGAAAAGAAGGUUGAAGGCUACACAUUGAUUGGUCUCGAGCAGACAGACAAGUCGGUUGUCUUGAACGGUGAUCUCCAGUUUCCCAAAAAAUCGUUAAUUCUUCUUGGAAGAGAGAAGGAAGGCAUUCCAGGUGAGCUUCUAGCGGAAUUGGAUCUUUGUGUGGAGAUCAAGCAAGUUGGGGUCGUCAGAUCCAUGAACAUUCAAACGGCCACGGCUGUCAUCUGCCAUGCCUACUCGCUGCAGCAUUGCUAA